CCUCUGGCAGAGGGCGGGGGAGAAAAGGAGGCCUGGGCAGCCCAGCCCCACUGUGGGAUCAGGGCUGUGAGCACCAUGGCCUGGACUCCUCUGCUUCUGGCGCUCCUCUCUCACUGCACAGGGUCCCUCUCCCAGCAGCUUGUGCUGACCCAGCCGCCCUCCCUCUCUGCCUCUCUGGGAUCCACAAUCACAAUUACCUGCACCCUGAGUAGUGGCUUCAAUGUUGGCGGUUACCAUAUUCGCUGGUACCAGCAGAAGCCAGGGAGCCCUCCCCGGUAUCUCCUGGCAUAUAAAUCAGACUCAGAUAAGCACCAGGGCUCCGGGGUCCCCAGCCGCUUCUCUGGAUCCAAAGACGCCUCGGCCAAUGCGGGGCUCCUGACCAUCUCGGGGCUGCAGCCUGAGGACGAGGCUGACUAUUACUGCAAUGUAGAUAUUGGCGGUUCGAGCAGCUACUAUUACCCACAGUGUCUCAGAGAACGAGGAAGUGAGACAAAAACCCCUGGCCCCGAGGCGGUGGCUCUGAGCCUCCUUCAGCGAGGAGCGUCUGGGGCCUCUGUCGGUGGCUCCUCUGCAGGGACCUGUGUCCCGGGAGGAGGGAGGUCACACUCGGUGGAGCAGCAGCACAGGCCUCCCAGGAGCACCGGGAGGUCAGGGAGCCCCGCCCUCCACCCCGUGUCGGGGAUUCUAAGAAGGAACAUUCCUGGUCAGUCUCAGCUCCUCCCUCCUGUGUGUGCUCUGCUGCUCCCCCCGCUCUCCCCUCCGGGCCCUUCUGGGCCCCAAUGUGUGGGGAGUGGCUCCCCGACAGCAGUUCUCUGACCCCAGCUGAUGCCC
Pipistrellus kuhlii (Kuhl's pipistrelle) is the source of this 831-nucleotide messenger RNA. RefSeq names its product immunoglobulin gamma-1 heavy chain-like. Gene Ontology annotation, biological process: immune response; immunoglobulin production. Lineage: Eukaryota; Metazoa; Chordata; Mammalia; Chiroptera; Vespertilionidae. The transcript is spliced from 2 exons. Bases 76 to 816 code for a protein of 246 amino acids. The record is from RefSeq and is a predicted model, not a curated record.